AUGGAUCCCAUUGAUCAUGAACGAUGCAGGUACCCCUACUGCAUAGUCUGGACACCUAUUCCAGUGUUGACAUGGAUCUUUCCAAUUCUUGGCCAUAUGGGUAUUUGCACAUCCACUGGUGUCAUAAGAGACUUUGCAGGCCCCUAUUUUGUAUCAGAGGAUUUGAUGGCUUUUGGAAAUCCUACAAAGUAUUGGCAGUUAUCUCCUCAGAAAUCCAACAAUGGACAAGCUGGGUGGGACUCGGCUGUUGCUGAAGCUUCUGAGAUAUAUAAGAAAAGAAUGCAUAUCAUAUUCUACGACAAUUGCCAUUCUCACGUUGCAACUGCUCUGAAUAUCAUGAACUAUGGCGGGUGUAAAAACUGGAACAUGGUCAAAUUAGCAUUUUACAUGAUCCCUUACUCAAAGUAUGUUAGUGUUGGAGCAUUUGUGAAAACAUGGUUACCAUUCCUUAUCAUAGUAGCAUUUAUAUGUGGACUUGCCGCUCUCAUAUAG
Chilo suppressalis (striped riceborer) is the source of this 492-nucleotide messenger RNA. The record is from the annotation of a GenBank genome assembly. Lineage: Eukaryota; Metazoa; Arthropoda; Insecta; Lepidoptera; Crambidae.